AUUGUGUAUGUUAUUUACUGCACUCUGUUCCGCUUUGCCAGUCUCGGCCAGUUGUCACUGCAAGUCUUUACGACUGCAUUUGCUCUGCUUUUGGGUAAGCUUUUUAGCCAAUUCGCGGACAAUCUUGAUGAACCUGUAACCGAACAGAGAACAUCACAAAUCGCUGAGCUAAUUAAGCACCACCGGGAAAUUGUGGAGUUAACAAAGCUUUUCGAUUCGGUGAUGUCUUGGAUUAACGCUUUCAUGUACAUUCAGUUUCUGAGUAACGUGACCUUUUGUACUUACAUGAUGGCAAUGGAGUACGCAGUUAAUCGCAGUCUGGAAACACAUCGUCUUUUGGGACUGACUGAAUCCGUUUACUUUUUGGCGCUGUACGCUGUCACUUUCAUUUAUAUUACUGAGCAAGGAUUCCGUAUAACAAUGCAACAAGGGAACGAUGAAGUGUUCAAGCACUAUGGGGCAGAGUAUCGGUUGCAUCCGGUGGGAUUCAGUAUGGCCGGAAUACUAGUCACGAGGGAAACCGUAAUUAUGGCUUCAGGGGCUAUCACUAGCUACGUUUUGCUGUUUUCGGAAUUAGCCGACAACGAAAAGUCCGUGAACAGUGAAAAAAUCACACGGUCACAGUUGGAGCAGCUUUGGCUGAAUAUUUCAACGCGCUGCAACUCGGCAUGCUGA
This is a messenger RNA of Paramacrobiotus metropolitanus, 675 nucleotides long. RefSeq lists its product as uncharacterized. The transcript has 3 exons. The record is from RefSeq and is a predicted model, not a curated record. NCBI's taxonomy places the organism in Eukaryota, Metazoa, Tardigrada, Eutardigrada, Parachela, Macrobiotidae. The coding region runs from base 223 to 675 and encodes 150 amino acids.